This is a messenger RNA of Lottia gigantea (owl limpet), 1301 nucleotides long. RefSeq lists its product as hypothetical. The transcript is spliced from 10 exons. Lineage: Eukaryota; Metazoa; Mollusca; Gastropoda; Lottiidae. Gene Ontology annotation, molecular function: protein binding. The coding region runs from base 55 to 1278 and encodes 407 amino acids. The record is from RefSeq and is a predicted model, not a curated record.
GUUGUUUACAAAUUGACAUCGCAGAAUUUUCGUAAAACUAAGAUAAAGUAUAAAAUGAGUCAAGAAAAUGUGGAUGAAGUUGAUGAAGACGUUGUUUUGAAUGCAGAAGACAUUGUACAGGUGAUAGACUUGGGCGAGAAUGACGGUGUGGCCAGUGAUAGUGACGAUGAUUAUGAUGGAGGUGAUGAUGAAAAUGAAAUGGAAGUCGGGGCAGAAGGAGAUGCCAUAAAAGAAGAUUCAGCAUUGGUUUUUAGGGGACAUAAAGAUAGUGUAUUUACUGUGAAGAUUGAUCCCAAGUCAUCAAGUCUAGCUGUAACAGGAAGUCAAGAUGAUACAGCUAUAGUGUGGAAUAUUUCUACUGGUGAUACACUAUUCACUUGUACAGGACACACAGAUUCAGUUACCAGUGUUGGUUUUAGCUAUGACUCAUCGUACGUGGCUACUGCAGAUAUGUCUGGGUUAAUAAAGGUCUGGAAAACAGAAACUAAAGAAGAAAUUUGGUCUUUUGAAGGAGGUGAAACUGAAUGGUUAAGAUGGCAUCCAUUAGCUAAUGUACUGUUAGUAGGAACUAAUGAUGGAGAUGUAUGGAUGUGGAAAAUACCAGAUGGUGACUGUAAAACAUUUCAUCAUAAUUCUUCUGUUACUUCUUCUAAUAUAUUAUCUGAUGGUAAGAGAUUAUGUACAGGCUGUGAAGAUGGAAGUCUGAAAUUCUGGGAUUUGAAAUCAGGAGAAAGUAUAUAUAGUUUAUCUGGUCACGAUUCACACAAAUCUUCAGUGCUUUCUAUCGACUCUCAUUCAGACGGUAAACUGGUUUUAACUGGUUCAACAGAACAGACGGCAAAAUUAAUCAACACACAAACAGGCAAGGUGAUAACAACGUUUGAUUGUUCCAGUCCAACUGAAGGUGAUAAUAGUGAGGAUGAAAAUUCAGUGGAAACUGUUGGAUUGUCAAAUAUGUUUCCGUAUGCUGCUACUGGUUGUAUGAAUGGUAUAGUAGGUGUCUGGGAUAUCCCUAGUCAAACUUUACGUCAUCAAUGUAAACAUGAAGCUGGUGUGGUGAAGUUAAAAUGGGAUAAUGUAUCACCUAUGAUUUAUACAGCAUGUUUAGAUGGAGUGAUAAGACUAUGGGAUGCUAGAACUAGCUCUACAGUUUCAACAUGGGAGGGUCAUACAGCUGAAAUUCUAGAUUUUGAUAUUUCAAAAGAUGGUAGUACAAUAGUAUCAGUAGCAGAAGAUCAGACAGCUCGUGUAUUUUCAGUUCACUCCCCUGAUAGAUAAUAAAUACUUACAUUAUUUAAAAA